UAUUGAUUCUGCGAUACAAGGACAUGCCUAUAUGGCCACAUGGCGUGAUUCCACUGAUCUGAAAGCUUAUGUGUUCUCCUCCAGAGUAUGCGGGUUCAUGCUAAAAGCUUACUUGCAUCGUUGACGAACUUGAAUUCCGUAUGAUUGGUUCUUUGGGUCCACCUAGCCCUAUUGCGGUCCCAUAUAACAAGCACUUGCCAAGAAUACUCCGGUAUCAGACUUCGGACAAACGAAACUCCUCUGCACAGCAUGUAGUUCAAUUGAGCUCACACCGGGUAAUAUGUGUACACAGGGGCGUUUGCAGCACUGGAACUCCAGAAAUAGGUCAAGCCACUCGAAAUCCGUGCUUAUGGCGAAGUGUAGAGGAGCUGGUUGGACUUGCACUAGGCGUCUAUGACUCUGGUUCUACAAUCCUUCCAACUCCCCUAUCUCGUGGCUUGUCCUUGGUUAUUCCGCGUGGUACGAUUGAGCAAAAGGGAGUUGAAUUGGGGGCCGUGAUGGAGCCAUCUCUCAAAGGGUUGUAUACUCAAGUGUUAAAUCGAUCGCCGGCAAACGAUUUAUAAGGUCUGUCGUCGCCGUCGAUAUACUGUCCUUUCACCAGUCUCAACUACAGGACGUUAAUUCCAUACACUUACUUUAAUAUCAUACUACACCGUUAGCUAUCGCCUUUUUGUGCAACCUAAUCGAUAAUCAAUCAUGUCUUCUACUUUGAACAAUGGAGCUCAGAAUGGCCAGAAUGGCCUGGUUGGCAUCGUUGGCAUGGCCUGCCGUGUCCCGGGGGCUACAAACAUCCAUGAAUUCUGGCAACUGAUGAAGGAGCGCAGAGACCUUCGUCGCAAGAUGCCUGCUGACCGAUUCAACGUGGAUGGGUUCUACCAUCCCAAUGGCCCGAACAAGGGGACUUUGAACGCUCCCUAUGGAUAUUUCCUGGACCAGAAUCUGGGAGAUUUCGAUGCUGGCUUCUUCGGUAUCUCUCCCAAGGAGGCCGAAGCGAUGGACCCUCAGCAGCGCCUCGCUUUGGAGGUUGUGUACGAAGCACUGGAGGACGCUGGUAUCCCAUUCCCCGAUCUUGCGGGAUCUCGCACCUCGGUCUAUUGCGGCUCGUUUACCAAUGACUACGGUAAACUGAUUGAUCGGGAUAUGGCCUCAU
This is a messenger RNA of Aspergillus alliaceus, 1150 nucleotides long. RefSeq lists its product as uncharacterized. Bases 141 to 563 code for a protein of 140 amino acids. The record is from RefSeq and is a predicted model, not a curated record. Lineage: Eukaryota; Fungi; Ascomycota; Eurotiomycetes; Eurotiales; Aspergillaceae. The transcript has 3 exons.